Messenger RNA from Malassezia restricta, 1233 nucleotides. RefSeq names its product mitochondrial 37S ribosomal protein NAM9. The transcript has a single exon. Gene Ontology annotation, biological process: positive regulation of translational fidelity. Lineage: Eukaryota; Fungi; Basidiomycota; Malasseziomycetes; Malasseziales; Malasseziaceae. Gene Ontology annotation, molecular function: structural constituent of ribosome; rRNA binding. Gene Ontology annotation, cellular component: mitochondrial small ribosomal subunit. The coding region runs from base 1 to 1233 and encodes 410 amino acids. The record is from RefSeq and is a predicted model, not a curated record.
AUGAGAAAGGCCAACCUGUUUCGCCAUGAGUCGGCCUUGCCUCGCAUGUCUUGGUCACCGCGGAACUUGUACAACUUGAUUGCGCGGUCAACCAACAUGCGCCUCGUGGAUGAGUUCAACUUUACCAAGACUAGUAUGACCAUGUAUCAGCAGCGCUGGCGCUCCAAGCGCCUGCUUCGGGGUUAUCACGGCGAUUGGAUUCCAGAGCGUCGCUUCAAGCGCUGGUUUCUGCCAUCAAGCCUGCCUAGCUAUGCUCCAGAGGCUGCGACUUCCUUCAACCCCCGCUGGAAGGGCGACGAGCACGACGAGCACGCCUUGGACACGCCCACACCGCCCAUAAAGAGCCUCUUCUUACGCGACGUGGAGCGGCGUCUAGAUACAGUCGUGUUCCGCUGCUGUUUCGCGCACAGUGUAUACUAUGCACGGUCACUGGUUCUGCAUGGCAAGGUCCAUGUAAACGGAGAAGCUCUUCGCGAACCAGGCUACCUGCUUCAGCCUGGUGACCUCAUUUCCGUGGAGCCAAGCAGUGUGCCUAUGCUGAACGAGCAAGUCGCAAAGCGAGUAAAGGUUGAACAAGAACGCUACGGCCUUAAGAAGACGCCUUCCGAAGAGACGGACUCAGCAUCGGAGCCCACUCCCGCCCAAGAAGAAGCCGCGCCAGAAGUUGAGGCCAAACCAGCAUCUGACAAGGAAUCAGACGCUGUGCCCGAUGAGUCGAAGGAAGAACAGCCACCUAAGGAUACAGAGCCCAAGGAACCAUCAGAUGCUCUGCCAGCCGGUGUGCUGCCCUUCCAUCUCCCACCCUUCGCUGCGCCCUUCCUCUUCAUCCCACCGUACCUGGACGUGAGCUUCCGUACUUGCUCGGCUAUUUACCUUCGUCACCCUACUCUGUCGACAACGGUGCUUCGCUCACGUCACGCUGACAAGCACGGCGGCGCUAGGCAAUAUACCGAGGUUGCCUACCGCAGCGAUAUCCCAUCGCCAUACCCCGCGAAUGCCGACAUGUUUGGUCUGGUUUGGGAGCUGUACGUUCGAAAUGCGCCACGCGUACGUUCAGAUGAGCGCCGGACGAAACUCCUCGGUCGCUUCGGCAGGAAUGGAUUCAUGUCGGCACGGGCCUUUGAACAAGAUCGUCGCCGCGUGGCUAUUCGCCGCGGCUGGGGCAGAAAACGCCCGCUAUCCCUUCCCCAGGCGCCAUCUGUCGAGUCGUCCACGCAACGUACGUCUACAUAG